GUCGCGUUCGUGUAAGACAAAAAGCGAGGCUCGUGAUACAUCUACUUAUAUAAACCGUCCAUCCCUUUUCAAGAACCAAGCUUUUACAAGAACAAACCAAGACCAACCAAGAAUUCCAAUCAGUCAGUCAGUCAGCAAAAAUGCGCGUCGGAAACAGAGUCAAGCACAUCUUCAGCUUCUCAUUUACGAAUCGUCGACCUAAUCGGUCAACGUGGAAAGAGAAAUCCCCCGUCGCCGUCACCGAUGAUUCCUCCUCCUCCUCCUACUCAAACGACUCAGACUCCGACGAUGCGAUUCACAUCUCCGAAGACGAAGGCUCGGAUCCCUCAGAUGUCGACGACGAUGACGACGAGUAUGCAUCGCCAAGUAAACGCGUGCGGAUAAUCAGCUGGAGACUUGAUAAUAAUAAGAUGGUUCCGGGACGGUGUCGGUGGACGCUGGAACAGGAGAAACGGUUACAAGCUGCGCAGCAGCAGUUGGCGAGGUGUCAGAAGGCGUGGAGUUCGGAGCAGGAGGUUUGGUUGAAGCAUAUCGAAAAACUGCACGAAGAAAAAGCCGCACAUGAGGACUUUGUACAUCUCCGCGCGAAACAGCAACAAGAUGAACGUGUCCAUUUCCGGAAGGCAUUGAAGCGUAGGGAACAGGAGCAGGGGGAUUCAGGGACAACGAGUGAUGAGGAUGAAGAAGGUCUACGGAGGAAUCAGAGUUUGAGUCGGUUGAGGCGGUUACGGAGGUUUUCAUGAUUUUAUGUUUUCUUUUUAUUAGAACAUAGCAUUACAGAUUGCAUGUGCAUAGUUUAGAAUGUCUAUAUUCGGCAUCGCUGACCCAAGUAUUACUGAAUGAUGUCUGACAACUAGGGUAUACCCCACGGGGCAGCAGUAACAAUGGAACAUCCCCUCGCUAGACAAGCAUUUCAAUGCCGGAGAAAAGCCGUCAAUGGCAGAUGUCAUGUUUCCG
Molecule: messenger RNA, 957 nt
Organism: Aspergillus glaucus CBS 516.65
Lineage: Eukaryota; Fungi; Ascomycota; Eurotiomycetes; Eurotiales; Aspergillaceae
Exons: 2
Coding region: 141-743 (200 amino acids)
Source: RefSeq, a predicted model, not a curated record